Messenger RNA from Falco peregrinus (peregrine falcon), 2787 nucleotides. RefSeq names its product mitochondrial transcription termination factor 2 (gene MTERF2). The record is from RefSeq and is a predicted model, not a curated record. Bases 1151 to 2383 code for a protein of 410 amino acids. NCBI's taxonomy places the organism in Eukaryota, Metazoa, Chordata, Aves, Falconiformes, Falconidae. Gene Ontology annotation, cellular component: mitochondrial matrix. Gene Ontology annotation, biological process: termination of mitochondrial transcription; regulation of DNA-templated transcription. Gene Ontology annotation, molecular function: double-stranded DNA binding. The transcript has 2 exons.
UUCAAAAGGCGAGAUCAGUCUCAAAAUACAUAUUCAGAAUUUCUGAAUGAAAUGAGGGAUGAAUCAGCUAGCUGAUCCUAGCAUCCAUUUCCUAUAGAAGGUAUCCAUAGGAGUCUCAUUAAAUAAUGAAACUUAGAACAUCCCUUUGUUGUUCUUACAUGUAGGUCACUGCAAGUGUGCUAGCAAGCAGCAUCGCAGAUAACGUCCAGGUAGACAGUAGUUCAGUUCCUUAUUGCUGUUAUGACACUUGGUGAUAAGGUGCUGCUGGCAGUGAGGGCAAAUGUCUUAAGCUGGCUGGUUUUUUUCUUAAUAUCUUGAUUUAUAAUCCCCACAGCAAUAUAAGUAUGUAAAAAGUUACAGUGGGGGUCUGCAUAUUAGAACAGUAGUCCAGCAUGAGCUUUAAGAGAACUGAACUCCUGGAAUAGGUUACAUACCCUGGAAAUGUGAUACUGUCAUCUAUGUACUCUGAAAUACACCAAAUCAUAACUUUUGAUUAAUCAUCUUCUCAGUUUCUAUAGAACACCAUGACAUUAAAAUCCAUUCAUCUUACUGUGCAUGUUACAUUUUACUUAGUGCUUUACAGGGGCUCCUGAGUACCCCAGUCAAAUGCAGUUUAGCAAAUAAAGCUUUCCUUCCUUUUAUAGUAUUCUGUUUCUGCAUAAUCCUCGCUAACAAUAGGGAAAGAAGUUGGCUAUGAUGUCAAACAUUUUUCAGACAACAUAAAGCUUAUUUAAAAUGAACAUAAUUAUUUCCAUGUCAGUUCUUGAAAGAGCACAAUUUACUAUAUCAGAAUUUUUUUAAAACUCUAUAAUAGAUAAAGUGACUGCAUUACUCAUAAGGCAAUUUUAACAGCAGGAUUACACAUUGAAGUAAGAGUCAUGGUUAGUUAUUUUUCCAGUUUGUACUUUGGAAGUAUCAUCUGACAUCCCAAACAAUUUUAACAAUACUUUGAUUUUGCUGGCAGUUUCCAGCUGAGCUGAAGCAUUAAUGAAGAAAGCCCUGAUCCUUCAGAGGUUUACUUGCUCAGACUGGAGCCACUAAAUUCAAUAGAGCUACUCAAGAGUACUCAAACACAGGCGGUUGUGUCACACUCCCUGUGGAGGAGAGGCUUUAGUUUGCAGUCCCUGUGAAACAGCCACUUUCACAGGGCAUGGAAAGCUGUUCUCUCUCCAUAAGGCUGAACUCCACAAUGUUGAGAGGAAUCGCUCAUGGUGCAAAAGGUACAUUUACUGUUCUGUUGGCAAGAUCUCAAUACUGUAACUCGGGACUGAAUUUUUUAUCAGUAUGGACUGAAGUAGCAAACAGAAGCUUCCUAAUACAUUCCACUUACACAACUGAUAGAAAAUCAAGAGAAGAAAACAAAAAUACCAUUGAGAGUCUCUACAGAUUGUCAGUUGACAUUAAUAAAAUACGCAAACUAAAGGAAUGGGUCCUUCUCCAGGAUAUGGCCUAUGUUAAAGAAAUUGCUGGUAUCUUACAAGAAAUGGGAGCGGAUGAAACUGCCGUAGCUAACAUUUUAGAACGCUGCCCAGAGGCAAUUCUCCAUACCCCUGCAGAGGUAAACUCUCAGAGAAUUCUAUGGCAAUUAGUAUGCCAGAAUGAAAAACAGUUGAUUAAAUUAAUAGAGCAAUUUCCAGAGUCUUUCUUUACUACUGAAUAUCAUGACAACCAGAAGGCAAAUAUACUCUUUUUUCAAGAGUUGGGCCUUAAGAAUAAUAUAAUCACCAGGUUCUUGACAAGCGCACCCAAUAUUUUCUAUAAUCCUGUUGAGAAAAACAAAAACGUGAUAGAGACGUUACAAAGAAGUUACUUAAGUUUAGGAGGUUCUGAUGCAAACAUGAAGAUCUGGAUACUGAAGCUAUUGAGCCAAAAUCCGUUUAUUUUAUUAAGUAGCUCCACCGCAAUCCAGGAGAACUUGGAAUUUCUCCAGAAGAAUGAUUUCACUGACCAUGAAGUUCUACAGCUGCUGUCCAAACUUAAAGGUUUCAUUUUUCAACUUACUUCUACUGCUAUGCAGAAGAGCAUGCUCUUUUCCAAAAAGGUCUUUAAUUGCAGUGACCAAGAAUUAAAACAGCUAGUGCUCAAGUGCCCAGCACUCCUCUACUAUUCUGUUCCAGUUCUGGAAGAAAGACUUGAAGGGCUACUGAAGGAAGGAAUUUCUAUUGCGCAGAUCAGAGACACACCAAUGGUGCUGGAGUUGACGACACAAAUUGUUCAGUACCGAAUUAAAAAACUCUCCGCAUUAGGAUAUGAUAUAAAGAAUGGAACUCUAGAAAGCUUGAAUGGUACUAAGAAAGAUUUUGAGGUCAAUUAUGGUAAGAUACAAUCAAAGAAGGAGAGACCAAUUUUCAAUCCUGUUGCUCCUAUACACACCGAAGAUUAAUUUGAAUACCGUACUUUAAGCAAAAAAAAAACCAAAACAACAAAACACUAUCAAAGAGAAAAGAGAUGGUGGUUCUUUGAGAAGAGCCGAAACAAAAGUAAUCUUAACCAGAUCGUAGUCUUAUACUGUACUUUGCCUUGGAGUGGGUGUUUGGCAUAACUUCAUUAUUACAAUUGUAACUUUGUAAUACUUUCAAAUAAUAUUGUAGAACCUGGUUAUGAUAAAGGUUGCUUUUUUCCCCCCAGGGAGUACCUCACAUGGGGUUUUUUGGUUCUGUUACAUUUUGUUACCUAACAGGGAAUUAACUGCUUUGGAUUUUCAGCUGUCACUUCACAGUCCAGCCUCUGGUAGUGGUUAGCACAAUCUUUAUCUGAGAAAGAAAAAAUAAAAGGUUUGUUCAUCAA